This is a messenger RNA of Pezoporus occidentalis (night parrot), 731 nucleotides long. It is a transcript of the gene NDUFA8, whose product is annotated as NADH:ubiquinone oxidoreductase subunit A8. NCBI's taxonomy places the organism in Eukaryota, Metazoa, Chordata, Aves, Psittaciformes, Psittacidae. Gene Ontology annotation, biological process: mitochondrial electron transport, NADH to ubiquinone. The record is from RefSeq and is a predicted model, not a curated record. Bases 103 to 621 code for a protein of 172 amino acids. The transcript is spliced from 4 exons.
CCGCCAACGGGGCUCCGCCCCCCCCGUAGCCUCCGCGCAUGCGGUGCAUGCGCAGUGCCGGCCGGGCGCUGAGGGGAGCUCAAGGAGAGCGGCGCCGCCGCCAUGCCCGGCGUCCUGCGGGUGCCCUCGCUGGAGGAGCUCGAUGUGCAGGAGGUGAAAGUCAGCUCGGCCGUGCUGAAGGCCGCGGCCCACCACUACGGCUCGCAGUGCGACCGCCCCAACAAGGAGUUCAUGCUGUGCCGCUGGGAGGAGAAGGACCCGCGGAAGUGCCUGCAGGAGGGGCGGGAGGUGAACCGGUGCGCGCUCGAGUUCUUCAGGAAGAUCAAGGCACACUGUGCAGAGCCAUUUACUGAGUACUGGACGUGCAUUGACUACACCAACCUGCAGGAGCUCCGGCGGUGCCGGAAGCAGCAGGCAGUGUUUGAUGACUGUGUGCUGGAGAAGUUGGGCUGGGUGAGACCUGAUCUGGGACAGCUCUCUAAGGUUACAAAAGUGAAGACAGACCGUCCUUUGCCUGAGAAUCCCUAUCACUCUAGACCUAGACCAGAGCCAAAUCCACCCAUUGAAGGAGACCUGAAGCCCUCUCCGUUUGGCAGUCGGCUCUUUUUCUGGUCCUGGUAAAGUGGGCAGACUAUGCUGUAGCUAAAGUGCAAAGAUGUAUUGCUUGCAAAUGUAAAUUGUCCAGUGCACCUUGGGUAUAACUUUAAUGAUUAAAGAACCCCAAACUGUUA